Molecule: messenger RNA, 1164 nt
Organism: Aspergillus pseudotamarii
Lineage: Eukaryota; Fungi; Ascomycota; Eurotiomycetes; Eurotiales; Aspergillaceae
Exons: 3
Coding region: 1-1164 (387 amino acids)
Biological process (GO): mitotic sister chromatid segregation
Cellular component (GO): spindle midzone; chromosome, centromeric region; chromosome passenger complex
Source: RefSeq, a predicted model, not a curated record
AUGGCUUCCCUUACAUCCAAACGGAAGUCUCGCGACGACGCGUACCCCGUCGAUGAAGCUAGAACGCCGACUGGCAGUCCUCCUAAGAAGAGGGCCCGAGUAACCCGAAACCAGAAACAAGCACUUAUGGAUAACCUGCAGCUAGAGAUCACCGAGCGGGCUCGUAAACUUCGCGCACAAUAUGCGCUUCAAGCAAAUGAUCUCCGGGCUCGGAUGGAAAGACGCAUUAAUCGGAUCCCCAUUGCCCUCAGGAAGGUAAAUAUGGGUGAGCUGUUGGAAAAGUACAAUGCUGCCCUCCGGGCGCAGCAAGAGAAUACCUCCCCGAGGAAGUUCAUGAGCCCGAUCAAAGGGUCACGAAAUUUUGCAGCUAUCUCGGUUAAUCCUGCAAUGCGGAAGGCUUCUGCUGCAAGCCCGAGCCCUCGCAGGACGAAGAAACAGAGUCGCGAUGGUGUCUACUCCGAUAAAGAAAAUGCCCCUGCGUCAGGAGAACAACUGGAUGUACUCAAGAACCCGAAGAGACGCGCCAAGCCCGGCGCUGCUGCCGGCACUUCGCGGGUGGUCUCUCAAGAAGUCAGGGGGGCAGACUUCAGAAUUCUUUCUCCCAAAUCAUCAAACUCUAGGACAUAUCCACAAUCACCGCUUCGCGCAUCCCCCGAGAAACCUCAGAAUUCAUCUUACCUCUCGCGGCCAAUGUCAUCACUAAAGCCUUCUAGUCCGCUCAAGGCCGCUCCAGCUAGCCUGGCCGGAUCACUGGAAAGCGCGCGUCUUCGUACUACGAAAGGCACAUCAUCUGCAGCAACAGCAAGCAGACCUGCUUCGCAAGCAUCCAAGAGACCAGCAAGUCGGGCCACUACGGCAUCUAAGACGACGACACGGUCGCCCUUGCCACGGCCCGCUACCCGUCAGCUUGAACGCAGAGGUAGUGUCUCAUCCUCCACGUCAUCUGGCACAACCGUCACCAAGCCGACGCGGACAGGUGCAAACGCAAGGAAAGUGACAGCCGCCUCAACCGCUAGCUCUACAGCUAAGAAGGCCGUCGCAAAUAGCCAAGCAAGCUCUGCAACUGCCAAACGUAACGCCGCGUCGGCUACCAGGAAGGCAGCCGUUCCCGCAGGAGGUGAAGCUCCGACAACGGGACGGAGGGUUCUGCGCAAACGGGCUUAA